AUGGGUCAUUCAUUUGAAAAGGGUUCCAGCUUAUGCGAACAAAGUCGAUGUGAACGUGGUACGGACUCCAUGGAACCACCCGACAAAACAUCAAGUGUAACAACAACAACAACAACAACGACAACAACAACACCACCAACAACAAUAACAGAAACAACGACAACAACAACAACACCAACAACAAUAACAGAAACAACGACAACAACAACAACACCAACGACAAUAACAGAAACAACGACAACAACAACAAUAACAGAAACAACGACAACAACAACGACAACAACAGAAAUAGAUAUUAGCUCUAACCCUCUAAUUAGUACUCUGCUCGAUACAUCCACAUCAACGUCACGAAAUCAAACAGUCACAACAGUCGCAACAACUACCAGUCCAUAUUUCGUUAGUAAAUGUAACAGCAGUGGAAUUGGUCCUAACUGCAAUAUAUCAACGGAUGCAUGUUCAAUGAGUCAUCCUUGUCAAAAUGAUGCAUCAUGUUUUCCAAAUAACACAGUACCAUUAUAUUAUACAUGCAACUGUAUGGUUGGAUAUACUGGCUACGAUUGCCAAACUGAUGAAAGACCGUGUAAAGAAAACACUUGUUGGAAUAAUGGAAGUUGUUUUCCAGAAGUGAACACAACUAAUUUUUAUUGUGAAUGUAUUGAAGGUUACAGUGGUGUUAAUUGCCAACUGGUUAUAGACGAUUGUUCAAACAUUACCUGUCAAAAUAAUGGUUUUUGUAUAUCAUUAGUAAAUUCAUGGCGUUGUGAAUGUUUAGAUGCUAGUUUGUACGACGGUGCCUAUUGUCAAUAUAAAUCACAAAGUCUAGUUAUUAAAGAAUGGGUAGCAAAAUCAUUUGGAUUUGUGGCUAUUGGAGCUAUCAUUACCGUUUGUCUAUUCGUAAUCACUAUGGAUGUAUUAAGAUAUUUUUUCAAAAUUGAUCCAGUAUAUGAAAAUGAGAAGAAACGAAAAGCGAAACAUCAGCUGCAAACUCCAGGAAAACCGAAACCAGUACAGAUACAAAAACGCAGCGAUAAGAGGACAUCAACAUUGAGAUCUUCAAAAUAUUUUAGUUUUCGAACGAUUUAUGAACAAACAAUUUCAAAAAGUACAUUUACAAGUAGAUUAUUAAGAGGUAAAAUGAACACUCCCCGUCCAUUAGAGUCGAUUGAUGAUUCUUGA
Molecule: messenger RNA, 1176 nt
Organism: Didymodactylos carnosus
Lineage: Eukaryota; Metazoa; Rotifera; Eurotatoria; Philodinida; Philodinidae
Source: the annotation of a GenBank genome assembly